CAUAUUUCAGCAAUCCUGACUUCAGUUUUCAGUGUUGUGCGCUACUGUUAGUUAACGUUGUUUCUGGGACAGUAGAGGAGUAUGGCUUCCCAGUUAUCUAAUUCUGGAAAUAUCCAGGAUGAAGCUCAAGAAAAAUUAUUUUCAGAUAAUAAUGUCUCGAAUGAACCCAAAAUAGAAAUCAAAUUUCUUGAUCCCAAAAAUGGUGACACUAAGAUUGAUAUUUCUGAAGUUAGACAAGUUUUUGUUGGCAUGGGAAAAGAUGAGCUAAUGAAGUUUGCUAAUGACCCGUUUUGGGUUAAAAUGAGAUGGUUUUUGUUUAUUCUUUUCUGGGUAAUGUGGGUAGGAAUGCUUGCUGGAGCAAUAGCAAUAAUUCUGUUUGCUCCCAAAUGUGAUUCACUUGUUAUGAGUCAGAAACAAGGAAACACUUUUUAUCGGGUAAAUGUGAAAAACUUUAAAGAUAGCAAUGGUGAUGGAAAGGGUGAUAUUGCUGGUUUAGAAUCAAAACUUGAUUAUUUGAAAAAUAUGGGAGUUGAUACCAUCUUGAUUAAUUCAUUGAUGGAAACCACACCUGGAACAGAUGAUGUAGUAAAUUUUACUGCUAUUGAUGCAGAUUAUGGAACACUUUCUGAUUUGAAGAAAUUAGUAUCUACUGCUAAAAGCAAAGGUUUGAGGCUGUUAAUGUCUAUUAUCCCUAAUUUUUCAAGUAUUAAACAUAAAUGGUUUGAGUAUUCUGUUGAAAGAAAGGAUCCUUACACACAUUACUACAUUUGGACAGAGCCCAGUACUGAUGAAGAUGGUUCCCCCAAACCUGUUAAUAAUUGGGUAAGUGUUGGAGGUGGUUCUGCUUGGGAAUGGAAUGAAAAACGAAAACAAUUUUAUUUACAUCAGUUCAACGUUUCACAACCUGAUUUUAACUUCACAAAUCCUGCUGUUAUUAACUAUUUCCAAGAUGUAUUCAAAUUUUGGUUAGAAACUGGAUUGAGUGGCCUGCACCUUGAUAAAGUAGAAUAUUUGAUAGAAGACAGUCAGUUGAAAAAUGAAACUCCUGAUGGAUCAGCUACUGGAACUACACAAAUGGAUUACAAGUUUUUCUCUCAUACACGUACUACAUACUUGUCAGAAACUUUAGUUGUUUUAUCUGCAUGGGCUAAUAUUUUCAAGAAUUAUUCCGCGAUUUUAUCAGUUAGUGGUAUCCAAGAUGGUGUAAAUUUUGAAAAAGGAGAUUUCAUUUAUAGGCCUAUAAGAGUUACAAAAGAUCUGAAAGCAAGAGAACUUUAUGAUGCCAUACGCAGUCGUUUGAAUAAAACCUCUCAAACUUGGGGAAUUGUAUGUGAUUCAAAUGAACCUUGUAAUGAAAAUAAAUUGAUUGGACUUCAAGUAUUACUAUUGAUGCUACCAGGUACAGCAGUGAUUGAAAGUGGCCUUGAGCUUGGCCUUCCUCUUUCUUAUAUAUUCCAAUGGGACACAUCAUUAAAGAAUCAAGGGUUUUCAGAGAAUCAACCUUGGAAACCAUUUGAGAACAUUUACAGUAAUAGGAGUUUAGCCAAAGAAAAAAGUGAUCCAAAUAGCUUCUAUAGUAUUUUCAAAAGCAUUUUUGACCAUAGGCACUCCCCCUCAGUCAUGCAUGGUGCUACAAAUAUGAUAGUUGUUGAUAAUUCCAUUUUGGUGCUCACCAGGAUCAAACCUGAAAACCCACAAUAUUUAGUUGCCUUUAAUCUAGAGGAAUCAGAAAGAAAUGUUAAUCUUCUUGAAGUAUUGAAUGAAAAUUCAACUAAAGUAGAUUUAGUUACUUCUUCAUCCAAUUUUGAUAAGAAAACAUUUUUGGAUUCAAAGGAUAUCAAAAGUAUAAAAUUACCUGGAUUCUCAUUCAUAAUUUUGCAGUUUGUAUAAGAGACUUAAUGAGCUGAAAGAGGAAAAUAAAAGCUUUUUAUCUAGAAGAUGAAAAUAAAAGCUUUUUAUUCAAGUUUUUUUAGCAAAUACAUGUGACUUUAUUUAUAUAUAUUUUUUCUAUUCAUUUAUUUUCUUAUUAUUUUUGUUGAUUUCUAUUAUUGAAUAAAAUUGAUCUGAAGUA
Messenger RNA from Nezara viridula (southern green stink bug), 2071 nucleotides. The record is from the annotation of a GenBank genome assembly. NCBI's taxonomy places the organism in Eukaryota, Metazoa, Arthropoda, Insecta, Hemiptera, Pentatomidae.